GCGCCGCCGCAGCCAUGAGCGGCAGCAGUAGCAGCGGCGGCGGCGGUGCUGCCGCCGCCCCCGCCGCUUCCUCCGGCCCCGCCGCUGCGGCCAGCGCGGCGAGCUCGGGCUGCGGGGGCGGCGCCGGCGAGGGGGCCGAGGAGGCGGCCAAGGACCUGGCCGACAUCGCGGCCUUCUUCCGAUCCGGGUUUCGAAAAAACGAUGAAAUGAAAGCUAUGGAUGUUUUGCCAAUUUUAAAGGAAAAAGUUGCAUACCUUUCAGGUGGCAGAGACAAGCGCGGGGGUCCCAUCCUCACCUUCCCGGCCCGCAGCAACCAUGACAGAAUACGGCAGGAGGACCUCCGGAGGCUCAUCUCCUACCUGGCCUGUAUCCCCAGUGAAGAAGUCUGCAAGCGAGGGUUCACGGUGAUUGUGGACAUGCGCGGGUCCAAGUGGGACUCCAUCAAGCCGCUGCUGAAGAUCCUACAAGAAUCCUUCCCCUGCUGCAUCCACGUCGCGCUGAUAAUCAAGCCAGACAACUUUUGGCAGAAACAGAGGACUAAUUUUGGCAGUUCUAAGUUUGAAUUUGAGACAAAUAUGGUCUCUUUAGAAGGCCUUACCAAAGUAGUUGAUCCUUCUCAGCUAACGCCCGAGUUUGAUGGCUGCCUGGAGUACAACCACGAAGAAUGGAUUGAGAUCCGACUUGCUUUUGAAGACUAUAUUAGCAACGCGACCCACAUGCUCUCUCGGCUGGAGGAGCUCCAGGACAUCCUCGCCAAGAAGGAGUUGCCCCAGGAUUUGGAGGGGGCGCGGAACAUGAUCGAGGAGCAUUCCCAGCUGAAGAAGAAGGUGAUUAAGGCCCCCAUAGAGGACUUGGACCUAGAGGGACAGAAGCUGCUGCAGAGGAUUCAGAGCAGCGACAGCUUUCCCAAAAAGAACUCGGGCUCAGGCAACGCAGACCUGCAGAGCCUCUUACCCAAGGUGUCCGCCAUGCUGGACCGGCUGCACUCGACGCGGCAGCAUCUGCAUCAGAUGUGGCACGUGCGCAAGCUGAAGCUGGACCAGUGCUUUCAGCUGAGGCUGUUCGAGCAGGAUGCUGAGAAGAUGUUUGACUGGAUCACACACAACAAGGGCCUGUUUCUGAACAGCUACACCGAGAUUGGGACCAGCCACCCUCACGCCAUGGAGCUCCAGACCCAACACAACCACUUCGCCAUGAACUGCAUGAACGUGUACGUGAACAUCAACCGCAUCAUGUCGGUGGCCAGCCGCCUGGUGGAGUCGGGCCACUACGCCUCCCAGCAGAUCAAGCAGAUCGCCAGCCAGCUGGAGCAGGAGUGGAAGGCCUUCGCGGCCGCCCUGGAUGAGCGCAGCACCUUGCUGGACAUGUCGUCCGUCUUCCACCAGAAGGCCGAGAAGUAUAUGAGCAAUGUGGACUCGUGGUGCAAGGCCUGCGGCGAGGUGGACCUGCCCUCGGAGCUCCAGGAUCUGGAGGACGCCAUCCACCACCACCAGGGGGUGUACGAGCACGUCACUCUUGCUUACUCCGAGGUGAGCCAGGACGGGAAGUCCCUGCUCGACAAGCUGCAGCGGCCCCUGACUCCCGGCAGCUCCGACUCCCUCACGGCCUCGGCCAACUACUCGAAGGCCGUGCACCACGUCCUGGACGUCAUCCACGAGGUGCUGCACCACCAGCGGCAGCUGGAGAACAUCUGGCAGCACCGCAAGGUGCGGCUGCACCAGCGGCUGCAGCUCUGCGUCUUCCAGCAGGACGUCCAGCAGGUGCUGGACUGGAUCGAGAACCACGGAGAAGCAUUUCUGAGCAAACACACAGGUGUAGGGAAAUCGCUCCAUCGGGCCAGGGCUUUGCAGAAACGUCAUGAAGAUUUUGAAGAAGUAGCACAGAACACCUACACCAAUGCAGAUAAGUUACUCGAGGCGGCCGAGCAGCUGGCUCAGACCGGGGAAUGUGACCCGGAAGAGAUCUAUCAGGCUGCCCAUCAGCUCGAGGACCGGAUACAGGAUUUCGUGCGACGCGUCGAGCAGCGGAAGAUCCUCCUGGACAUGUCGGUGUCCUUUCACACCCACGUGAAAGAGCUGUGGACAUGGCUGGAGGAGCUGCAGAAGGAGCUGCUGGACGACGUGUACGCCGAGUCCGUGGAGGCCGUGCAGGACCUCAGCAAGCGCUUCGGCCAGCAGCAGCAGACCACCCUGCAGGUGACCGUGAACGUCAUCAAGGAAGGCGAAGACCUGAUCCAGCAGCUGAGAGACUCAGCCAUCUCUAGCAACAAGACGCCGCACAAUAGCUCCAUCAGCCACAUCGAGACGGUGCUGCAGCAGCUGGAUGAGGCCCAGGCGCAGAUGGAGGAGCUCUUCCAGGAGCGCAAGAUCAAGCUGGAGCUCUUCUUGCAGCUGCGAAUCUUCGAGCGGGACGCCAUCGACAUCAUCUCAGACCUGGAGUCUUGGAACGACGAGCUUUCUCAGCAGAUGAAUGACUUCGACACGGAGGACCUGACAAUCGCAGAGCAGCGCCUGCAGCACCACGCGGACAAGGCGCUGACCAUGAACAACCUGACCUUCGACGUCAUCCACCAGGGCCAGGACCUGCUGCAGUACGUCAACGAGGUGCAGGCCUCCGGCGUGGAGCUGCUUUGCGACCGAGAUGUGGACAUGGCCACGCGGGUCCAGGACCUGCUGGAGUUUCUGCACGAGAAGCAGCAGGAGCUGGACCUGGCGGCCGAGCAGCACCGGAAGCACCUGGAGCAGUGUGUGCAGCUGCGCCACCUGCAGGCCGAGGUCAAGCAGGUGCUGGGCUGGAUCCGCAACGGAGAGUCCAUGCUGAACGCCGGGCUCAUCACGGCCAGCUCGCUGCAGGAGGCGGAGCAGCUGCAGAGGGAGCACGAGCAGUUCCAGCACGCCAUCGAGAAGACACACCAGAGCGCCCUGCAGGUCCAGCAGAAGGCCGAGGCCAUGCUGCAGGCCAACCACUACGACAUGGACAUGAUCCGGGACUGCGCCGAGAAGGUGGCCUCUCACUGGCAGCAGCUCAUGCUCAAGAUGGAAGACCGGCUGAAGCUGGUGAACGCGUCCGUGGCCUUCUACAAGACCUCGGAGCAGGUCUGCAGCGUCCUGGAGAGCCUGGAGCAGGAGUACAAAAGGGAAGAGGACUGGUGCGGAGGGGCCGACAAACUAGGCCCCAACUCCGAGACAGACCACGUCACCCCCAUGAUCAGCAAGCACCUCGAACAGAAGGAAGCGUUCCUAAAGGCUUGCACGCUUGCCAGGAGGAAUGCGGACGUCUUCCUGAAGUACCUGCACAGGAACAGCGUGAACAUGCCCGGCAUGGUGACCCACAUCAAAGCCCCCGAGCAGCAAGUGAAAAACAUCUUGAACGAGCUCUUCCAGCGGGAGAACAGGGUGUUGCACUACUGGACCAUGAGAAAGCGGCGGCUGGAUCAGUGCCAGCAGUACGUGGUCUUCGAGCGAAGCGCCAAGCAGGCUCUGGAGUGGAUCCACGACAGUGGGGAGUUCUACCUCUCCACCCACACCUCCACGGGCUCAAGCAUCCAGCACACCCAGGAGCUGCUGAAGGAGCAUGAGGAGUUCCAGAUCACCGCCAAGCAAACCAAAGAGAGAGUGAAGCUAUUGAUACAGCUGGCCGACGGCUUUUGUGAAAAGGGGCAUGCCCAUGCGGCAGAGAUAAAAAAAUGUGUCACUGCUGUGGAUAAAAGGUACAGAGACUUCUCUCUGCGGAUGGAGAAAUACAGGACCUCUUUGGAGAAAGCUCUGGGGAUUUCUUCAGAUUCCAACAAAUCGAGCAAAAGUCUUCAACUGGAUAUCGUUCCGGCCAGUAUCCCCGGCUCAGAGGUGAAACUCCGAGAUGCCGCCCAUGAACUUAAUGAGGAAAAGCGGAAAUCUGCCCGCCGGAAAGAGUUCAUAAUGGCUGAGCUAAUUCAAACUGAAAAGGCUUACGUAAGAGACCUCCGGGAGUGUAUGGAUACCUACCUGUGGGAAAUGACCAGCGGCGUGGAGGAGAUCCCCCCAGGCAUUGUGAACAAAGAGCUCAUCAUCUUCGGGAACAUGCAGGAGAUCUACGAGUUUCACAAUAACAUAUUCCUAAAAGAGCUGGAAAAAUAUGAGCAGUUGCCAGAGGACGUGGGACAUUGCUUUGUAACCUGGGCAGACAAGUUUCAGAUGUAUGUCACGUAUUGCAAAAAUAAGCCUGAUUCUACUCAGCUGAUAUUAGAGCAUGCAGGAUCCUACUUUGAUGAAAUACAGCAGCGACAUGGAUUAGCCAAUUCCAUCUCCUCCUACCUUAUUAAACCGGUUCAGCGAAUAACAAAGUAUCAGCUCCUUUUAAAAGAGCUGCUCACGUGCUGUGAGGAGGGGAAGGGGGAGAUCAAGGACGGGCUGGAGGUGAUGCUCAGCGUGCCCAAGCGGGCCAACGAUGCCAUGCACCUCAGCAUGCUGGAAGGGUUCGAUGAGAACAUUGAGUCUCAGGGAGAGCUGAUCCUGCAGGAAUCCUUCCAAGUGUGGGACCCAAAAACCUUAAUCCGAAAGGGCCGUGAGCGGCACCUCUUCCUGUUUGAGAUGUCCUUGGUGUUUAGUAAAGAAGUAAAAGAUUCCAGUGGCAGAAGCAAGUACCUUUAUAAAAGCAAAUUGUUUACCUCAGAGCUGGGUGUCACAGAGCAUGUUGAAGGAGACCCUUGCAAAUUCGCGCUGUGGGUGGGGAGGACGCCAACUUCAGAUAAUAAGAUUGUCCUUAAGGCCUCCAGUAUCGAGAACAAGCAGGACUGGAUCAAGCAUAUCCGGGAGGUGAUCCAGGAAAGGACCGUCCACCUGAAAGGCGCCCUGAAGGAGCCCAUCCACAUCCCAAAAACAGCUCCAGCCACGAGACAGAAGGGAAGGAGGGAUGGAGAGGAUUUGGACAGCCAAGGAGACGGUAGCAGCCAGCCCGAUACGAUUUCAAUCGCCUCCCGGACGUCUCAGAACACUCUGGACAGCGACAAGCUGUCCGGCGGCUGCGAGCUGACCGUGGUGAUCCACGACUUCACGGCCUGCAAUAGCGCCGAGCUCACCAUCCGCCGCGGCCAGACGGUGGAAGUCUUGGAGCGGCCCCACGACAAGCCCGACUGGUGCCUGGUGCGGACCACCGACCGGUCGCCCGCGGCCGAGGGCCUGGUCCCCUGCGGUUCCCUGUGCAUCGCCCACUCCAGGAGCAGCAUGGAGAUGGAGGGCAUCUUCAACCACAAAGACUCGCUGUCCGUCUCCAGCAACGACGCCAGCCCGCCCGCCUCCGUGGCCUCCCUCCAGCCCCACAUGGUGGGGGCGCAGAGCUCGCCGGGCCCCAAGCGCCCGGGCAACACGCUGCGCAAGUGGCUGACGAGCCCGGUGCGGCGGCUGAGCAGCGGCAAGGCGGACGGGCACGUGAAGAAGCUGGCGCACAAGCACAAGAAAAGCCGCGAGGUCCGCAAGAGCGCCGACGCCGGCUCGCAGAAGGACUCGGACGACAGCGCGGCCACCCCGCAGGACGAGACCGUGGAAGAGAGAGGCCGGAACGAGGGCCUGAGCAGUGGCACGCUCUCCAAGUCCUCGUCCUCGGGCAUGCAGAGCUGCGGAGAGGAAGAAGGGGAGGAGGGGGCUGACGCCGUGCCCCUGCCGCCCCCCAUGGCCAUCCAGCAGCACAGCCUGCUCCAGCCGGACUCCCAGGACGACAAGGCCUCCUCUCGGUUAUUAGUCCGCCCCACCAGCUCCGAAACGCCGAGCGCAGCCGAGCUUGUCAGCGCAAUCGAGGAACUCGUGAAAAGCAAGAUGGCUCUGGAGGAUCGUCCCAGCUCGCUCCUCGUCGACCAGGGGGACAGCAGCAGCCCCUCCUUCAACCCUUCAGACAACUCCCUGCUGUCCUCCUCCUCGCCCAUCGAUGAGAUGGAAGAGAGGAAGUCCAGCUCUUUAAAGAGACGACACUACGUUUUACAGGAAUUAGUGGAGACAGAGCGUGACUAUGUGCGGGACCUUGGCUGUGUGGUGGAGGGCUACAUGGCACUUAUGAAAGAAGAUGGUGUUCCUGACGACAUGAAAGGCAAAGACAAGAUUGUGUUUGGCAACAUCCAUCAGAUUUACGACUGGCACAGAGACUUUUUUUUAGGAGAGUUGGAGAAGUGCCUUGAAGAUCCGGAAAAACUAGGAUCCCUUUUUGUUAAACAUGAGAGAAGGUUGCACAUGUACAUAGUUUAUUGUCAAAAUAAACCAAAGUCUGAACACAUUGUCUCAGAAUAUAUUGACACCUUUUUUGAGGACUUAAAGCAGCGCCUGGGCCACAGGCUGCAGCUCACGGACUUGCUGAUCAAACCAGUGCAGAGGAUCACGAAGUACCAGCUGCUGCUGAAGGACUUCCUCAAGUAUUCCAAAAAAGCCAGCCUGGAUACAUCAGAACUAGAGAGAGCCGUGGAGGUCAUGUGCGUCGUCCCGAAGCGCUGCAACGACAUGAUGAACGUCGGGAGGCUACAAGGCUUCGACGGUAAGAUCGUGGCCCAGGGCAAGCUGCUCCUGCAGGACACGUUCUUGGUCACGGACCAGGACACGGGGCUGCUGCCUCGCUGCAAAGAGAGGCGGGUGUUCCUCUUCGAGCAGAUCGUCAUUUUCAGCGAGCCGCUGGAUAAAAAAAAGGGCUUCUCCAUGCCAGGAUUCCUGUUCAAGAACAGUAUCAAGGUGAGCUGCCUUUGCCUGGAGGAAAACGUGGAAAAUGAUCCCUGUAAGUUCGCUCUGACAUCAAGGACGGGUGAUGUGGUAGAGACCUUCAUCCUGCACUCAUCCAGUCCAAGUGUCCGGCAGACAUGGAUCCAUGAAAUCAACCAGAUUUUAGAAAACCAGCGCAAUUUUUUAAACGCCUUGACAUCACCCAUAGAAUAUCAGAGGAACCACAGCGGGGGCGGCGGCGGCGGCGGCGGCGGGGGCAGCAGCGGGGCCCCCAGCGGCGGGGGCGGCGGCAGCAACCACGGCGGCGGCGGGGGUGGCCCCGGCGGCGGCGGCAGCGGCAGCUCCAGCAGAAGCAGACCCUCCCGGAUCCCCCAGCCCGUCAGACACCACUCCCCCGUGCUGGUCUCCUCUGCAGCCUCGAGCCAGGCAGAGGCAGACAAGAUGUCAGGUACGUGCACCCCGGGCCCGCCACCGCCUCCUCCCAGCCGCAGCCCCGCCCCGGAGGCCGGCACAGGCCCGCCCGGCAGGGCGCCUCCCGGCAGCGAGCCCGACGGUCCCGAGCGAGACGCCGAGCCGAUCCCCAAGAUGAAGGUGCUGGAGAGCCCCCGGAAGUCGUCUGGGGGCGCGCCGCCACAGGACGGAGCCGCCAAGGAGGCACCGCGGAGCGGCCCGGGCCCCCUGCCGCUGGGCAAGGCCAGGCCCGGGGCCCCCUCGCCCCUGCACUCGCCUCUGGCCGCCGCCGCCGCGUCCCCCUCUCCGUUCGGCAAGGAGCCCUUGCCCCCCAGCAGCCCCCUGCAGAAGGGGGGCUCCUUCUGGAGCUCCGUGCCCGCCUCCCCCGCCAGCCGGCCCGGCUCCUUCACCUUCCCGGGGGACAGCGACUCCCUGCAGCGGCAGGCGCGGCGCCACGGGGCCCCCGGCAAGGACGCGGACCGCAUGAGCACGUGCUCCUCGGCCAGCGAGCAGUCCGUGCAGUCCACCCAGAGCAACGGGAGUGAAAGCAGCAGCAGCAGCAGCAUCUCCACCAUGUUGGUGACACACGACUACACGGCAGUGAAGGAGGAUGAGAUAAACGUCUAUCAAGGAGAGGUCGUUCAAAUUCUGGCCAGCAAUCAACAGAACAUGUUUCUGGUGUUCCGAGCCGCCACUGACCAGUGCCCCGCAGCCGAGGGCUGGAUUCCGGGCUUCGUCCUGGGGCACACCAGCGCAGUCAUCAUGGAGAACCCUGACGGGACUCUCAAGAAGUCAACAUCUUGGCACACAGCACUCCGCUUAAGGAAAAAAUCUGAGAAAAAAGAUAAAGACGGCAAACGGGAAGGCAAGUUAGAGAACGGUUACCGGAAGUCUCGGGAAGGACUGAGCAACAAGGUAUCUGUGAAGCUUCUCAAUCCCAACUACAUAUAUGACGUUCCCCCAGAAUUCGUCAUCCCCUUGAGUGAGGUCACGUGUGAGGCAGGCGAGACCGUUGUUCUUCGAUGUCGGGUUUGCGGCCGCCCCAAGGCCUCCAUCACCUGGAAGGGCCCUGAACACAACACCUUGAGCAACGACGGUCACUACAGCAUCUCCUACAGCGACUUGGGAGAGGCCGCUCUGAAGAUCGUGGGUGUGACCACUGAGGACGACGGCAUCUACACGUGCAUCGCGGUGAACGACAUGGGGUCAGCCUCGUCUUCGGCCAGCCUGAGGGUUCUAGGUCCAGGGAGUGACGGCAUCGUGGUGACCUGGAAGGACAACUUUGACUGCUUCUACAGUGAGGUGGCCGAGCUUGGCAGGGGCAGAUUCUCUGUCGUGAAGAAAUGUGAUCAGAAAGGCACCAAACGAGCCGUGGCCACUAAGUUUGUGAACAAGAAGCUGAUGAAGCGCGACCAGGUCACCCACGAGCUUGGGAUCCUGCAAAACCUCCAGCACCCACUGCUGGUGGGCCUCCUGGACACCUUCGAGACCCCCACCAGCUACGUGCUGGUCCUGGAGAUGGCCGACCAGGGACGGCUUCUGGACUGCGUGGUGCGGUGGGGGAACCUCACGGAGGGGAAGAUCCGGGCGUACCUGGGGGAGGUUCUGGAAGCCGUGCGAUACCUUCACAACUGCAGGAUAGCGCACCUGGACCUAAAGCCCGAGAACAUCCUCGUGGAUCAGAGCUCAGCCAAGCCGACCAUCAAGCUGGCCGACUUCGGAGAUGCCGUCCAACUCAACACGACCUACCAUAUCCACCCGUUGCUGGGGAACCCUGAGUUCGCAGCCCCCGAGAUCAUCCUGGGGAACCCGGUCUCCCUGACCUCGGACACAUGGAGCGUGGGCGUGCUGGCCUACGUGCUUCUCAGCGGCGUGUCUCCCUUCCUGGACGACAGCGUGGAAGAGACCUGCCUCAACAUUUGCCGCCUGGACUUCAGCUUCCCAGAGGACUACUUCCAAGGAGUGAGCCAGAGGGCCAAGGACUUCGUGUGCUUCCUACUGCACGAGGACCCCGCCAAGCGCCCCUCGGCUGCGUCGGCCCUCCAGGAGCGGUGGCUGCAGGCGGGCCACGGCCACGGCAAAGGCGCGGGCGUCCUCGACACGUCCAGACUGACCUCCUUCAUUGAGCGGCGCAAACACCAGAACGACGUUCGACCUAUCCGUAGCAUGAAAAACUUCUUACAGAGCAGGCUUCUGCCUCGAGUUUGACCUGUCUUGAAGUCCUUUCUCAUUCUCUUUCACCUGCCAAUCAGCCGUUAAAUCUGACUUUGUUUUUUUUUUUUUUUUGGAAGAGAAAACAACAAACCAACGACGAUGUAAGCAGUCCGCUGCCCGAUUGUCCCGUCGUGUGACACCGCGUGCGUCCCGAGCGAGCCGUGCCCUGCAGCUGCCUGGGACUCGGGCCACAAGCCCUGUGGGGUGUGGGGGGUGGAGGCCUUCUGGAACACUCUGUGAGAGCGGAGACAGCGUUGCUGGGUCACAGUCUUUUAUUCAGGUUUCUGCAAAAAAAAAAAAAAAAAAGAAACUUUUUUAAAUGAACACAAAUAGCAUUUU
This is a messenger RNA of Cervus elaphus (red deer), 9677 nucleotides long. RefSeq names its product trio Rho guanine nucleotide exchange factor (gene TRIO). The record is from RefSeq and is a predicted model, not a curated record. Gene Ontology annotation, molecular function: protein kinase activity; guanyl-nucleotide exchange factor activity; ATP binding. NCBI's taxonomy places the organism in Eukaryota, Metazoa, Chordata, Mammalia, Artiodactyla, Cervidae. Bases 15 to 9332 code for a protein of 3105 amino acids. Gene Ontology annotation, cellular component: cytoplasm. Gene Ontology annotation, biological process: protein phosphorylation. The transcript is spliced from 57 exons.